Messenger RNA from Pseudocercospora fijiensis CIRAD86, 1037 nucleotides. RefSeq lists its product as uncharacterized. Lineage: Eukaryota; Fungi; Ascomycota; Dothideomycetes; Mycosphaerellales; Mycosphaerellaceae. The transcript is spliced from 3 exons. The record is from RefSeq and is a predicted model, not a curated record. Bases 124 to 690 code for a protein of 188 amino acids.
CACAGACACCGAUUUCACAGACAGCGACGACAAUAUCAGAUCAAGCAACAGCUUUCCCAUCGACGCUCAGCAUUGCCAUUCAUUGUUUUCCUGCAUCUUUGAGUCAGUCCGAACGAGCUCAGUAUGUAUUCAGCCGCAGCACUCGCAGCUCUUCUCUCUCUCUCCACUCUCGGAAUCAAUGCACUGCCAACCGCUGUGGACAACAAAUGGACGAUUUCCAACGUCUACAUCGGCUGCGGCAAUGACCCGGCCAAGGGCGGAGCCUUCUGUUCAUAUGAGUUUGAUGUCGAGGGCAAAGAGACCGACGAUUUGCCAGGAUUCAGCGGGCAUUGCUCCCAACGCAACACUCCAGGUGAUGAUAGCAUCAAGCAAUGUCAAUUGACAGGCGGCUGGAGCAGCAGCAACCCGAAUCGAAGCGUCAACAGCAUCGAUGCAUCCGUACAGCUGUUCCCGAACGAUGCUCAGCAGAGCAAGCUGAUACUUCAACUUACCUGGGACCUGAAGAAUGGUGCAAACCAAAACCACCGCCAUUUGGCGUGCUACCCAGACUGGCAACUACAAGUUCUUCAGCGAGGGCAUCACCCAUCCGCUCGACCUGAUCCCAUCUUCCUACAAGUCCUCGUCAGUGGCCUAAGUGUUACAGCCUUUGGUCUGGCUACGGAGAACAUGCGGCAAUGGAGAAAUGCCUAGAUAUUUACCACUCUGGGAAGGCAUGCUAUCCAAAGUAGCAAUUUGCGCACUCUACGCUCGUUGCUCGAGACUUAGACUAAUCUUAUUAAAAUCUUACGAAACCCUCAUUCGAAUCUUUCUUUGGGCGGAGCUAUACAUCGCGGCAGAUUCCCCGAACGCUGGCCAGAUGGUGAACCGUCGUCGAAACCACGGUAUUUGGGGAAUGGUCGCGAUAUCCAUUUGCUUUUUUGGAAUUUAUGCUUAAGCGGGAGUUGUUAUAAAGGUACAUGGUGUGAAGGCUCACUCCUUUGCCUUAGUCUUGAUAAUUGAACCAGCUCAUUCAGCUUCAAAAAUUGCGCUGUUAAUUU